GUCCAGAAGCUGCUGUCAGUCAGGAGGCCACGCGGUCCAAGAUGGGCUCUUCACGAGCAUCCCAGACAGGGUGUGUGGGAGGGCGAGGGGUGCUGGCUUUGCUGCUGGCUGGUCUCCUCCUGCAAGGGACCUUGGCCAAGAGCAUCGGGACCUUCUUAGACCCCUGCAAGGACCCCACACGUAUCACCUCCCCCAAUGACCCCUGUCUCCUGGGGAAGGGGGGCUCCAGCAGCUCCAGUGGUGGCUCCAGUGGCGGCUCCAGUGGCUCCAGUGGUGUUUCCAGUGGCUUGAGUGGUCAUCCCAGUGGCGGUUCCAGUGGCAGCUCCAGUGGCUCCAGUGGCGGCUCCAGUGGCUCCAGUGGUGUUUCCAGUGGCUUGAGUGGUCGCCCCAGUGGUGGCUCCAGUGGCGGCUCCAGUGGCUCCAGUGGUGUUUCCAGUGGCUUGAGUGGUCGCCCCAGUGGCGGCUCCAGCAGCGGCUCCGGCAGUGGCUCCACCGGGUCCAUUGUUGCCCAUGGUGGUUCUUCUGGAUCUUCAUUACUUAAGCCAGGAACAGGGUAUUCCCAGAUAAGCUACUCCUCUGUGUCAGGCUCUACUCUACAAGGUGCACCGAGCUCCCUCCACUCAGGAAGCAUCAGCUCCCAGUCAGGAGGAGGCUUGAGCUCUUCUGGUUCCCAAACCUCCUGGAUGUCCAGCAGCGGGGGCCAGAAGGUCAGCUCCAAGCAGCGGCCCUGUGGUCCCGACAUCCCUGACUCUCCCUGCAGCGGGGGGCCCAUCGUCUCACAGUCUGGCUCCUACAUCUCCAGCUCCCACUCUGUGUCCGGGGGUCAGAGGCCAGUAGUGGUGGUGGUGGAGCAGCAUGGCCCCGGUGGCCCCGGAGUGGGUCAAAGGGUCCCCUGCCUCAACGGAGGCCCUCCAGGCAAGCCCUGCCCUCCCAUCACCUCUGUGGACCAACAUGGCAGCUACGAGGUGGUGGGUGGCUCCUCCAACAGCUAUCUGGUCCCAGGCAUGACCUACAGUGGGGGCAAAAUCUACCCGGUGGGCUACUUCACCAAAGAGGGCCCCAUCAAAGGCUCCCCAGGGGUGCCUUCCUUUGCUGCCGGGCCCCCCGUCUCUGAGGGCAAGUACUUCUCUGGCAACCCCAUCAUCCCCAGCCGCAGCUCUUCUAGCUCCAAUAUCUACCAGUCCGGAGCUUCCUCGACUGUGGUGUUCCAGCCAGUGGGCUCUGGUGGGGUCCAGCCCUGUGUGGUCGGCUCCCUGGGCUCUAAGGGGCCCUGCUCCCUCUCCAGCUCUGGAGUCUCCAGCAGUUCCAGCAUUUCCAGCAGUUCUGGUUCAUCUUUCCAUCCCUGUGGUGGGGUUUCUCAGGGGCCCUGCUCCCCACCAGGCACUGGCUCCCUCAGCGGCAGCUCUAGCUCCCUAUCUGGUGGCAAAAUCAUCCUUCAGCCCUGUGGCAGCAAGUCCAGCGCUCCUGGUCACCCUUGCAUUUCUGUCUCCUCCUCGACAUUGAGUGGAGGUCCAGAUGGUUCUCCCCAACCUGACCCCUCAGCUGGUGCCAAGCCUUGUGGUCCAGGCAACUCUGGAAAGAACCCUUGUCGCUCCAUCCGGGACAUCCUAGCCCAGGUGAAGCCUCUGGGGCCCCAGCUAGCUGACCCUGAAGUCUUCCUACCCCAGGGAGAUCUGCCUAAUAGUUCAUAAAGCAGAUUUUGCCUCCACACGUGUGCAGGCAUGCACACACACACACACACACACACACACACACAUCCCAUCUCUCAAGUGGGAGAAGUUCAGGGGUAGUCCAGGCAUGGGGUAGCUGUUUCCCUCCUCCCUCCCAAACGAUGGACUUCCCUGGUGGCUCAGACGGUAAAGCGUCUGCCUACAAGGUGAGAGACCCAGGUUCAAUCCCAAGGUUGGGAAGAUCCCCUGGAGAAGGAAAUGGCAACCCACUCCAGUGUUCUCGCAUGGAUGGAGGAGCCUGGUGGGCUACAGUCCAUGGGGUCGCAAAGAGUCGGAAACGACUGAGCGACUUCACUCCCCAAAGAGCUGCUCCUACUUCCCCCAUCGCCCCGAUGUGGCAGACUCUCCCUUAUCACCUCUUCUUUCUAUACCUCCCCAAACUGUAGGCUCCAAAUCCUUUUCCUCAUUCUCUCCCCUUCUACUGCAGUGCCCCACCCCCUGCCAGAUUCCCACUCCCCAGAAUUUCCUCUGCCAUUUCUUUGAGAUGGUAUAGUCUACUGGCUAACCCUACCCAUUCAGAUUCUUAACUGGGAACCCCCCGAAAUCUCCUAGAGUAACUGUGAUGCCCGGACAAGUCAUCCCCUCCCCACGCUCAUCCCUGCUUUGCCAAAUAAAGCACAAACCAAACGAUUAUUUGAAAACAAUGACCAUUUUUCACUGAUCUCAUUCCACCAUCUGGUCAACCAGUGAGAUGCUGUUGGGUUCUCACACUCCCAGUUCCAUUCCUGCCCUCCGCUAUAGAGCUCACCACACCCUUUGUGAGUUCCCAAACACUCCUCCUUGUCUCUCAGUCUCCAUCUGGGUCCAGCACUCAGAUGCUUCGCACCCUGUGUUGGGGAGAUACCAGGCUCUCUGCGGAGACUGGGACAGCCUCCCUGCUCUCACUGGGUCCAGGACAGAUGUUUCAAUAAACUGUGAGAACUAGA
Molecule: messenger RNA, 2656 nt
Organism: Capra hircus (goat)
Lineage: Eukaryota; Metazoa; Chordata; Mammalia; Artiodactyla; Bovidae
Gene: CDSN
Product: corneodesmosin
Exons: 2
Coding region: 42-1691 (549 amino acids)
Biological process (GO): cell-cell adhesion; skin morphogenesis
Molecular function (GO): protein homodimerization activity
Source: RefSeq, a predicted model, not a curated record